This is a messenger RNA of Clupea harengus (Atlantic herring), 1613 nucleotides long. RefSeq names its product short chain dehydrogenase/reductase family 42E, member 1 (gene sdr42e1). The record is from RefSeq and is a predicted model, not a curated record. Lineage: Eukaryota; Metazoa; Chordata; Actinopteri; Clupeiformes; Clupeidae. Gene Ontology annotation, molecular function: oxidoreductase activity, acting on the CH-OH group of donors, NAD or NADP as acceptor. Gene Ontology annotation, biological process: steroid biosynthetic process.
UACUGCAGAUAGGGGGCAUCACACGAAGAAGUUCUAUUGUCAAGGAAGUGGUGGUGAUGCCUGCUGUCUAUGAGACUAUGGAAAAUAAUACUAAGACCGAGACAUUCCUUAUCACCGGGGGAGGAGGUUAUUUUGGCUUUCGUCUUGCAUGCAAACUGAACAACAGGGGAGCCAAAAUUGUUUUGUUCGAUGUGCAGCCUCCGGGACAGGACUUACCAGAGGGCAUGGUGUUCCACCUCGGAGAUAUUCGUGAAUAUAACCAAGUGGUGAAGGCCGUUUGUGGGGUAGAUUGCGUAUUCCAUUCAGCCUCUUAUGGUAUGUCGGGGAGAGAACAGUUAAAUCGACAACUGAUUGAGCAAGUGAAUGUGAAAGGCACAGAGAAUGUCCUCAAAGCCUGUGUAGAGUGCAGUGUUCCCAGACUAGUCUACACCAGCACCUUUAAUGUGGUGUUUGGUGGCCAAGUCAUCGAGGGAGGGGAUGAAACCCUUCCGUACCUGCCUCUCCAUCUCCAUCCUGACCAUUAUUCCAGGACUAAAAGCCUUGCAGAGAUGGAGGUGCUCAAGGCCAAUGGCACUCCACUAACCAAUGGCGUGGGUGAGCUACGAACCUGUGCCCUGCGUCCAGCUGGAAUAUAUGGCCCAGGAGAGCAGAGACAUCUGCCAAGAGUCGUGGGUUACAUUGAGAGCGGAAUCUUCCAGUUUGUGUAUGGCGAUCCCAGCAGCUUGGUGGAGUUUGUCCAUGUUGAUAACCUGGUUUCAGCACAUCAAUUGGCAGCCAAAGCCUUGACAGAGGAACAGGGAUACUGCGCUGCUGGCCAGCCCUACUUCAUAUCUGACGGCAGGCCUGUGAACAACUUUGAGUUCUUUAGACCUUUGGUGGAAGGUUUGGGGUAUACAUUUCCUAAAGUGCGUUUGCCUGUGUCUGUAAUAUAUUUCUUUGCAUUCCUCACUGAGAUGGUUCAUCACCUAGUGGGCCCCAUUUACAACUUUCAGCCUUUGCUUACUCGCACAGAAGUCUAUAAGACCGGGGUGACCCAUUAUUUUAAAAUGGAGAAGUCCAAGAAAGAGUUGGGGUAUGAACCUCAGGAGUAUACCAUGGAUGAAGUUGUGAACUGGUUCAAAAGUAAAGGUCAUGGCAAAAAACAAAGCACUUCCUCAACAAAACGGUUAAUCUUGGAUGUUUUCAUCAUAGUUGCAUUUGUAGCUGUGAUACUUUCAUACCUCCCUGUUGUUGGGCAUUGAGUUCUUGAAUUUGACAGAAACCGAGAAGCCUUUGUUCCAGGCAUCAGCAAAACUUACAUGAAUAUAUAAGACCUAGUAUAGAACUUGUGUUUAUUUUCAAAUCUUUUCAAAGUAGGAUAUUGAAGUAUUUGUAAUAUUUAAAAGUAGUAUUGAAAAAUAUAACAAUAGUCCCUAAGACCUUUGUUCAUCUUCCAUGAACCGUAGAGAUCUGUCAUGAAGCAUGACAUUUUCUGACCAAUUUCAAAAGCAUGAAAGGAAUGUAUUGCUACCUCUUGUAAAUAUGUGCCCAUCAACUCAAUGCAGUUAUGUUCACAUGUCUUAAAGUGUUAUUAAACAUCAAUGUGAUGUGGAAAGAAUACACAUUUGAAUCUC